AUGACUGCCGACAUUGACGCCAUGGUUUCCAUCGCCCACAGCUUCCUGGGAAGCGAUGCGUUCGAUUUCGAAUGCGAGGAGCUCCACCCCGUAGUGAUGCUUGCCAUGGCGAGGGAGAAGCUUGCGAGCGACGGGGAUAGACCGGACACGCGCAGUGAGAAGGGCCGCGAAACGUACGAGAGUUUCUUGAAGCAGGUGGAGGAGACCGCUGUAGCCCUGAAUCUUGACAGCUACCCCAGAGAGUACCGCGGCAAGUUCACCUCAGACCUCCGGGCCAUGUUCUCGGGAUCCGAGCGCAGCUACCGCGUGGACAUCUUGGAGGCGGCGCUGACGUUCACGCCAACGCUGAUGGUCAACGGGCUUGUCUAUCAGCUCAGCGAGACGGUCAUGGAUCAUGCCAAGGCGCUGCAGGAGAUGUGGCUCGACCUGUGCCAGCUCCUCGACCUGUGGGCGUCCCCGGGCCACGCCCUGGGGCAGGCCCGCGCGGAGCUCUGCGCGCGCCUGCUGCGCCUCGACGUGGCGUGGGCCGAGUUCGAGGACCCUCCCCGGGCGGAGAGGCGGCGAGGUCGGCCUGGCGGGCAUGGCACGGCCCGGCCGCCCGUCGCCGGCCGCCGCAGGAGCGCCGCCUGA
Messenger RNA from Prorocentrum cordatum, 630 nucleotides. NCBI's taxonomy places the organism in Eukaryota, Dinophyceae, Prorocentrales, Prorocentraceae. The record is from the annotation of a GenBank genome assembly.